Molecule: messenger RNA, 975 nt
Organism: Melopsittacus undulatus (budgerigar)
Lineage: Eukaryota; Metazoa; Chordata; Aves; Psittaciformes; Psittaculidae
Gene: P2RY10
Product: P2Y receptor family member 10
Exons: 1
Coding region: 1-975 (324 amino acids)
Biological process (GO): positive regulation of Rho protein signal transduction; phospholipase C-activating G protein-coupled receptor signaling pathway
Cellular component (GO): plasma membrane
Molecular function (GO): G protein-coupled receptor activity
Source: RefSeq, a predicted model, not a curated record
AUGACACACAUCAACCAGACCUGCUCCAGCCAGAACAUAACGUUCAAAAACAACCUGUAUGCCACCACAUACACCCUCAUCUUCAUCCCUGGCCUCCUGGCAAACAGCGCUGCCCUAUGGGUCUUGUGCCGCUUCAUCAGCAAGAACAACAAAGCCAUCAUCUUCAUGAUCAACUUGGCUGUGGCUGACCUGGCUCACGUCCUCUCACUGCCAUUGAGAAUAUACUAUUACAUUAACUCCACGUGGCCUUUUGGGAGGUUCCUUUGCUUACUGUGCUUCUACUUGAAGUACCUUAACAUGUACGCUAGCAUCUGUUUCCUCACCUGCAUCAGCAUCCAGAGGUAUUUCUUCUUGUACCAGCCAUUCAAAGCCAAGGACUGGAAGCGGCAGUACGAUGUAGCCAUCAGUGCUGUGGUGUGGCUCUUUGUUGGGCUGGCGUGCUUGCCCUUCCCCAUCAUGCGGAGCUAUGGGCUAGCCAAAACCACAAACACCUGCUUUGCAGACCUUCAAGUCCGGCAGAUCGAGAGCAAGUUGGCCACUGUGCUGAUGAUGGGCACAGCUGAGCUCUUUGGGUUCAUUGGCCCACUCACCAUCAUUUUGUUCUGUACUUGGAAAACCAAAGACUCUCUUCGAGGCUUCCAGAUACCACUUCAAAACAGCAGUGAGAGGAGGAAGGCUUUAAGGAUGGUUUCCAUGUGUGCCAUCGUGUUCUGCGUGUGUUUUGCACCAUACCACAUCAACUUCUUUUUCUACAUGUUGGUGAAAGAAAACGUCAUUACAGACUGCUUCCUGAGCACCAUCACGCUCUAUGCCCAGCCCUUUUGCUUAAGUCUUGCAAGUCUGGACUGCUGCUUGGAUCCAAUCCUGUAUUUCUUUAUGACCUCAGAGUUUCAGGACCAGAUCUCAAAGCACAGCAGCAUGGUCAUCAGGAGCAGGCUCAUGAGCAAAGAGAGCGCCUCAUCAACUAAGGAAUGA